Lingula anatina is the source of this 636-nucleotide messenger RNA. RefSeq lists its product as uncharacterized. The record is from RefSeq and is a predicted model, not a curated record. Lineage: Eukaryota; Metazoa; Brachiopoda; Lingulata; Lingulida; Lingulidae.
AUGCCUCAGAAGAACGCCAAAGCACGCUCUACUCUUGCAGUUGCCGGGAAAUCCGCAGCCACUUCCUCCAAGGGUGGACAAGGGAGAGGAACAAGUGGAGGAACAUCCAAGAAGCAGUCACAGACCGCCUCUGGGAAAAGCGCCUCACCUGCCAAGAAGCAAAAUACAAAGGGGAAGAAAACCAAAGGAACUCUACCGCCCGGGAAGAAAUUUGACUCCCAGCAUUAUGAUAUCAUUCGAAAAACGAUGAAGAGAAACCCCUGGACCAGCGCCGCAAAGCUGCAAAGCAUCCUGUACAAAAAAACAGGCCUUGACGUCAGUGAGUCCAGCAUUAGCAAGGUGAGACAUAAGCUCGGUUGCCCCCCUGCAAAACCUAGAUUCAUCUACGUGCCCGCUUUGGACGAGAGGAAUAAUCCGAACAGUCGUCUAUACGAGCCCCCAGUCAUGAUUGCCGUUGGUGAUCCAGCUCCCUACCGUCCAGAUUUCCAUAGCAGCAGACUUCCCGGUGGUGCGAGUUGCAUGUAGGAAGUUAUCAUAUUCCUCCAAAACAGCCCUUUUCAGGGCUACCCACUCGAAAAGAAAAGCUAUACCACGUGUUAUUUCUCUAUUGCUAGAAAAUGGUAAGCAGUUCCAUAA